This is a messenger RNA of Marchantia polymorpha subsp. ruderalis, 1279 nucleotides long. The record is from the annotation of a GenBank genome assembly. NCBI's taxonomy places the organism in Eukaryota, Viridiplantae, Streptophyta, Marchantiopsida, Marchantiales, Marchantiaceae.
UUCGAAGAAGAGUGCAGCAUCGCAGCUCGUCCUCGAUGCGGAGCACGAUCUUCCGGAGUCUUGGUCUUGGGCGGGAUCGGGACUGAGGCUGCGGAGCGAGGUUCAGGAUCGAUUGUGAGGGACGAGAGACCAUGGAGCGGGGGGCUGCAGAUGCGGUCUCGGCCUUCGGCGACUCGGACUUCGAAUCGUUCCCCUUCCGUCAGUACCUUCGUCCGGUGGAGAUUUGUGUGAUGAACACCAGCGUGGUGAAGUUUUCCGUGUCGUUCGAGGUGCCCCCCAACCCUAGUGACGAGCAGGAGUGCGCUUGCAUCAGCCGGAAUCAACCCGAUUUCGGCACGAUUGCCCACGGAAUUUACCUCGAGCUUGCAGAUCGUUUCAGGAAAUUGACCUCAUUUUCGCUUGGAUUUCUCGGCGAGUUUCUUGUAGGACGAUCCGGCAUUUUUGCUCCCGACGCACGGAGCAGAUGGUAGCCACCCCUCUUCUCUCGAAAUUAUGGGACCUUGCUGCUUAUGCGCGCCUCGUUUUGCUGGGAAUCCACUCCUCGUGAAAUCGGGUGAGUGCAGAAAAUUCCACGGCGACUCUCUUGCCAUUUUGGCAUGAAAGGCUUUUGGCUCGACAGUUGUUUGUGGUAAAAAAGAUGUGUAGAAGAAAAUCGAGGAUCUGGAGAAUCACGUUCAGGAGAACGGUUCCAAUUUCGAGACCUUGUCUUGUCUACUUCCAUGCGGAUUAUCUGGUGGGAGGUGGGAGGUGGGAGGUGUGAGGUUUGAGGGAAGAAGGUGCUUCUUUGGCAAACGAGUGCACCGACCGUCCGAGCAUGGCGACCCUAAUCAGCGACCCCUCCAAUUGAAUACUGUAAGCAGAGAGGCGAAGUGCGCUCUUCCCGACGGUGACGAGCCUUCGCCCUCUUGUCAUCAGUGUGUACAGAACCCCGUCGACACAACCACCGUACGUCGUGUAGAUAUUUGUGUUCUUGGCAUGUACAAAAAUAUCAGUCCAAUUCCAUCUGUAUGCAGAGGAGUGCCUUACUCAUCUACGCUGAUGCGAUGCAGUAUGAACUGCUAGCGGGCUCGCAGUUCAUCCAUACCGCACUGGAUUCUGCUAGAAAAUAGUCCUCCAUGUGCCAAGCACUGGAUUUUGCUAGAAAAUCGUCCUCCAUGUGCCAGCGUUCUCGUGUACAUUUGUAAUCUGUAAUUUGCUCCAGCUUUUGGAGACCUCAAUCAAUAAUUCUCAGCUGACGAUGUCCAACGAAUUACUGACAUCGACCUUUGUGAGUUGAUUA